Molecule: messenger RNA, 1089 nt
Organism: Daktulosphaira vitifoliae (grape phylloxera)
Lineage: Eukaryota; Metazoa; Arthropoda; Insecta; Hemiptera; Phylloxeridae
Product: E3 SUMO-protein ligase ZBED1-like
Exons: 3
Coding region: 118-1089 (323 amino acids)
Source: RefSeq, a predicted model, not a curated record
AAUAAGGUUAUAUUAGCUUAAUACAUUACAACACCACUAUUUUAAUAUUUUGUUUUAUAAUAUAGAUACUAUGCGUUUUCUAUAGUAGACGAUAAGGAAUUUAGAAAUUUAUUAAAAAUGUUAAACCCUGCAUAUGAGAUUCCUUGCCGCCAGACUGUGUCAAAAAAUCUAAUUCCAAGAUUAUACAAUUCCACUUUAGAAGUCUUGAAAAAAAAAGUUGAAAAUGCUAAUGCAGUGUCAUUAACAACAGAUGGAUGGACUUGUAUUAAUAAUAGGAGCUAUAUUGCAGUUACAGCUCAUUUUAUUAAUGAUGAAGGUAAAAUGUGUUCUGUCUGUCUUGGUUGUGAACAUUUUGACCAACGACACUCAUCAGAUAAUAUAGCUGCCCAUUUAAAAAAAUUAGCAAUUGAAUGGAAGGUUAGUAAUAAAAUUGUAGCCAUUGUUACUGACAAUGCUGCAAAUAUUACUGCUGCUGUACGUCAAUUACAUUAUCGGCAUUUAGGAUGUUUUGCUCAUUUGGUAAAUCUCAUUGUUCAACACUCUCUUGAGAAUAUUGCAGUAAUGGUAGCUAAAGUAAAAAAAAUAGUUGAGUAUUUUAAACGUAGCAGUAAUGCUUUGGCAAAACUUAAUUCCACAUUAACUCGAAUGGGCCUACUAAUAUUAAAAUUAAAACAAGACUGUGUAACCAGAUGGAAUUCGACAUUUGAUAUGCUGAAGAGAAUUGUUUUCAUGAAAGACGCUGUAAUUUCAACAUUAGCCGUUUUACAAACUGAUAUUGAAGUUUUGACCCCGGUAGAAUGGGAUGUAGCUGAUAAGGCCAUUGACGUAUUACAAAUUUUUAAUGAAGUAACAAUUGAAGUGAGCUCUGAAAAAACAGUGUCAAUUUCCAAAUUAAUAGUUUUAGUUAGUUCCAUGUCCCUAACUAUGGAAACUUACGUUAAUAACAUACAUUUGCCUAAUGAAGUUCACCAAAUGGCAAUAUCACUAAAUAAUCAGUUGAGGAAAAGGUUUAGCGAUAUUGAAGAAAAUGAACUUAUUGCUCAAGCCUCAAUUCUAGAUCCUAGAUUCAAGAAAUAUGAACACGUAUAG